AUGACAGCACAGAUCGACCGAUAUGAAGUAGUGAGUCCUGCAGACACUGUAUUUGCUGUAGCUGGUGAAGAUGUGAUUCUGCCCUGUUCAGUUAAGCCCAGCAUCAGUGUUGUGGACAUGAGAGUGGAGUGGUUUAGAUCUGAUCUGAAAAACUCAGUAGUGCAUCUCUAUGAAGAUCAUGAUGACAGAAAUGCAGAGCAGACUGAGUCCUACAGAGGGAGAACAAAACUGAAUCCUCAAGAACUACAGAGAGGAGAUGCAUCACUCAAACUCUCAUCUGUCCGAGUCUCUGAUGAAGGACGUUACAAGUGUUUUAUUCAGUCCAAAUCCUGGUCUGAUUAUGCUACUGUUGAUGUCAGUGUUGAAGCUGUAGGAAGUCCUCCAGUGAUCACUGUAGAUGGAUUUGAUGAUACAGGAGGGCUUCAUCUACAAUGUGAAUCUGAAGGUUGGAACCCUGAACCUGAUCUUGAGUGGCUGAACAGUGAAGGAGUCAGCUUGAGUUCAGAAACAACAGAAAUGCAAAGAAACACAGACGGGUUCAGUGUGAAACACACCAUAACUGUACAACACAGAGAUGACAAGAUUCACUGCAGAGUCAGACUGAGACAUCACAUGCUGGAGACACUGAUUGUGACCUCAAGUCCUGUCCUGUAA
This is a messenger RNA of Carassius auratus (goldfish), 654 nucleotides long. RefSeq names its product butyrophilin-like protein 3. Gene Ontology annotation, molecular function: signaling receptor binding. Lineage: Eukaryota; Metazoa; Chordata; Actinopteri; Cypriniformes; Cyprinidae. Gene Ontology annotation, biological process: regulation of cytokine production; T cell receptor signaling pathway. Bases 1 to 654 code for a protein of 217 amino acids. The transcript has 5 exons. The record is from RefSeq and is a predicted model, not a curated record. Gene Ontology annotation, cellular component: external side of plasma membrane.